This is a messenger RNA of Carcharodon carcharias (great white shark), 435 nucleotides long. Its product is annotated as histone H2A-like. The transcript has a single exon. The coding region runs from base 1 to 435 and encodes 144 amino acids. The record is from RefSeq and is a predicted model, not a curated record. Gene Ontology annotation, cellular component: nucleosome. Gene Ontology annotation, biological process: DNA damage response. NCBI's taxonomy places the organism in Eukaryota, Metazoa, Chordata, Chondrichthyes, Lamniformes, Lamnidae. Gene Ontology annotation, molecular function: structural constituent of chromatin; protein heterodimerization activity; DNA binding.
AUGAUUCUGCAGUUGUUGGUCGGAGAAGCUUGUUCUCGGGGAGAGAUGUCUGGUUGUGGUAAAACCGGAGGCAAAGGGUGUGCCAAGGCCAAGGCUCGCUCCUCCAGAGCCGGUCUCCAGUUCCCGAUUAGCGGUAUCCACCAGCUGCUGCAUAAGUGUCACUAUGCCAAAUGUGUGGGGGCCGGAGCCCCCAUCUACUUGGCCACAAUCCUGGAGAACCUGAUGGCCGAGAUCCUUGAGCUAGCCGGCAAUGCAGCCUGGGACAACAAGAAGCCCCACAGUGGCCCCCACCACCUGCAACUCACCAUCCGCAAUAAUGAGGAGCUCAAUAAGCCGCUGGGAGCGGUCAUCAUAGCCCAGGGUGGGGUCCUGCCCAACAUCCAGGCUGUGCUGCUGUCUAAGAAAACUGGCCACCCCAGCAAGGAUUAUACCUGA